UUCUGCCACCAUAAAUCGUCCACUUAGAUGUGGCCUGGUAAAUUUGGAAACCAUCCAGGCAGGUUUGACGAAAUAUUUGCCAUGUACCUGAGGGACUCUUUAAAAAAGCGUGUUGUCGAGAAACGUGACGUUUGUCGGGUGAAAGUUGAACAGAUGAGAGAAACCGAGGAGAACCGCCACACGUUUGCCUUUGACCACAAAGAGGAAGAUGCACGAAUUAAAUUGUGUCAGGGUCUUCUUACAGUCCUUCGUCGGUCAGAUCAUCCACUUUGCCAAAGCACCUGCCUGGAGACCCUGCGCAUCCUGUCCAGAGACAAGCGUGUACUUGGACCCGUAGCCACCAAAGAGGGCAUCCUUACUCUAGCAGGACUGGCACGGAUCCAUGUGGCGGGACAUGACGGAGAGCCGCUAGAGGAGGCACAGUCAGCAGAGGAGGAGAGGGUUGUAGUGGAGGCCCUCAAGUGCCUGUGCAAUGUAGUGUUUAACAGCGUGCCGGCACAGCAGGUGGGCGCUGAUGUGAAGUUGGCAGAGGGUCUGUGUGCCCGCUUGCCUUUGGUCAGCUCAUCCCAUCAUGAGGUGGGCCUUUUCUCCCUCCGGCUGCUGUUUCUGCUUUCCGCUCUGCGGUCGGAUGUGCGUGGUAUGCUUCAGAAGGAGGCGGGUGCAGUGAGGUUGCUCACUGACAUACUGGAACGCACCCUUGACGUCUGUUGGGUGGGGCCAUAUGAGGCCGCACCACCUAAACAAGAAGCCCUGCCCAUUUCCUCAGAAAACAAUGAGCUUGCCAUGGAAGCCCUUAAAGCUCUGUUUAACAUCACUAUGUCUGAUUCCAGUGAUGAGGACAAUGACCACCAGCUUCGGCUGAUUGCAGGCAUCAUGAGACAUCUCCUAAUGCUCAAGACACACACUGACGAUAAAACUGAGGAGGCUCACAGUCAUACCAUAAAUCUCCUGAGUAACCUUCCUGUGCGAUGCCUGGAUGUUCUUAUAGACGUCCCUGUCCAAGGAGGGAUUGAAAUGUAUGGUGGGAAGAACAUGGACGUAGUGCAGAUACUUCUAGAUUUUAUGGAAAGGAGGAUAGACAAGGGGACCAACUAUAAAGAAGGCUUGACACCUGUGCUGAGUCUGAUGACAGAGAGCUCUAGAUACCACAGGGAGAUCCGCAGAUACCUCAAGACCCAGGUGCUGCCUCCCCUGAAGGAUGUGAAGGAAAGGCCGGAAAUCGGUUGCACAGUUCGAAACAAACUGGUGCGUCUCAUGACGCAUGUAGAUAUGGCAGUGAAACAGGGGGCCGCUGAGUUUCUCUUUGUGCUCUGCAAGGAGAGCGUGGAUAAUCUGUUGAAGUACACUGGUUAUGGUAAUGCUGCGGGACUGUUGAUGGCACGAGGGUUGCUGGCCGGAGGCAGAGGAGAGACACAGUACUCAUCUGAUGAAGAUUCUGACACUGAGGAGUACAAAUCAGCCAAACCAUUUAUCAACCCCAUCACAGGUCACAUAGAGCUCCCAAUGCCAAACCCUAUGGAGGAGAUGACAGAGGAGCAGAAGGAAUAUGAAGCUCAGAAGCUUGUCAAAAUGAUUGAUGAAUUAUCAAGGAAGGAACUGAUCAGACCAAUGGGAGUGAGGAAGGAUGGCACUCUAGCUCCCCUAGGAGAAGCCAUCCAUCAAUGCAGCCCUCCACCCAGCAGUGACUCCGACUCAGACUAGCAGGAGUUUAGUUCACUCAAAUAAAUCCUCUAGGCACCGCUGCUGCCAGCUGAUCACAAGUCUUACUGUCUGACCCUUGCACGGGGGAUAGUUCAGUUAUUUCCUACUGAGGUUCUUUUGUCGCAUGAGGGCAUGUCUUUCUAAUUGAGACAUGAAUGGUGAACUAUAGAGUGAGCAGAGAGAGAGAGGAAGCAGAAAUGUUUAAAUAGAUAUAAGGUUGUCACCGCACUCCAUAUAUGUUCACAGUGACUGUAUAAGAUGGAACUGUUAAGUAGGAAGUUACACAGCAUAUUCACGUGUCUCUGUGCACAAGUAAAUGCACUUGGUCUUCAUUAAUGAAGUAUAAAGGCUUAAUGUCAUUUACCCUUAAGAAAAGCUGUUCAUUUAGGUUUGUAUUUAUUAAGCAGUCUGGGGCUGUUGCUGGUUCACAGUUGGAAGAAACCUGUUCCAUGUUUCAAAAUACUUCAGUGUCUUUUGAAAUGUUAUGCCACGACAAGCCAUGAUAUCACUUGUGCUAAAAAAAAAAAAAAAAAAAAA
Messenger RNA from Carassius auratus (goldfish), 2238 nucleotides. RefSeq names its product synembryn-B-like. Gene Ontology annotation, cellular component: cytoplasm; plasma membrane. The transcript has 10 exons. Gene Ontology annotation, biological process: G protein-coupled receptor signaling pathway. NCBI's taxonomy places the organism in Eukaryota, Metazoa, Chordata, Actinopteri, Cypriniformes, Cyprinidae. The record is from RefSeq and is a predicted model, not a curated record. The coding region runs from base 28 to 1701 and encodes 557 amino acids. Gene Ontology annotation, molecular function: guanyl-nucleotide exchange factor activity; G-protein alpha-subunit binding.